This is a messenger RNA of Micropterus salmoides (largemouth bass), 4739 nucleotides long. RefSeq names its product protein phosphatase 1, regulatory subunit 3Aa (gene ppp1r3aa). The transcript is spliced from 4 exons. Gene Ontology annotation, molecular function: protein phosphatase 1 binding; glycogen binding. Gene Ontology annotation, cellular component: protein phosphatase type 1 complex. Gene Ontology annotation, biological process: regulation of glycogen biosynthetic process. Bases 581 to 4720 code for a protein of 1379 amino acids. NCBI's taxonomy places the organism in Eukaryota, Metazoa, Chordata, Actinopteri, Centrarchiformes, Centrarchidae. The record is from RefSeq and is a predicted model, not a curated record.
GUAUUCACAGUGUAAAAGAGAAAGCAGAGAUACAGUAUCUGGUAUAAAUAAGCAGGUAACAUUUCUGCUCACAGAUAAGUACAUGGCCUUCACAGAUGUUACACUCAAAUCAAAAUUCACAUCUCAGCAAUCAUUGUUGUCUUUUGUACAACGGACAGUAAAGUUAAAAUGCAGAUUGUUUGGAUUUGUGAAUAUUCUUAUGUUUUUUUAUUUAUCACAAAAUAAACACCCAGUCAAUAUUCCAAAACAGACUUGUUUUUAGUUAGUUUUAGUUUAGAGCGCUUUUUCAAAGCUAUAAUUUCAUUUAUUUAUUUUGUAACUAGCAAACAUAUUGUGUGAGGAUAACUGAGAGGAUAACUGGCCUGCACCGGUCUAGUUAUGUGUGUCCUAUUAAUAGGCCUGGCUCAGACUCACAAUGUUCAGCUGUAACCGAACUCCAUCUGUCAAGUCACGUCCUCUCCCCGCUCUCCCUUCUACAGUAUCACUGUAGCCAGGCUAGAGGCACUCUGGUGUGUGCCACCCUCCGAGCCAGACAGACGGCAGGACAGGCAGACAGCUGCCUCUGAGGCCAUCACGCAUUAUGGAGGCUCUGUAUGUCCAACCCUUGGAAGAGGAUGGGGUUAUGAUGAAGGAGGAGGAAGGGGAAAAAAGUGAGGAGCAGGAAGAGGGAGGAACAGAGGCCUCAUCUCCCACAGGUUCCACCACAGACGAGGAAACAGAUGAGGACUCUGAAUCAGAGCCCCCACCGGUCAUUCGGAGGAAGGUGUCAUUCGCCGAUGCGUUUGGCCUCAACCUGGUGUCAGUUAAGGAGUUUGACAAUGCUGAUGUGACAGAGUCCGAAGUCAGCCAGCCCCCUGAGAAGGAGGCAACCCGUCCCUUGGAGGAGUUCUACAUGUCCUGUCUGUUUACAGUCCCCUCGUCACCAGAAGAGCUGGACCAGAGGUUACAAGCGCAGAUGGUUGAGCUGGAAAGCAUUGAGCUCCUCCCGGGAACCACCACACUCCGGGGCAUCAUCCGGGUGGUCAACCUCUGCUACAGCAAGUCUGUUUAUGUCCGAAUGACCCUGGAUCGCUGGACAAGCUACUUUGACCUGUUGGCGGAGUAUGUGCCUGGAUCCAGUGAUAGGAAAACAGACAGGUUCACCUUUAAGUACACUCUGGUUCCUCCCUUUGAGAGAGAGGGGACCAGAGUGGAGAUCUGUCUGCGCUAUGAAACGUCAGUGGGCACUUUCUGGGCUAAUAACAAGGAAAUUAACUAUGUGCUGUUUUGCCACCAGAAAGUACAAGUAAAGGAGCAUGAGCCUCAAGUGCAAGAGGAGAGCACCAGCUACAAGAGCAAGAGGAGCUGUCUCAAAGCUAGGAGGGGAAGUACAGAGGAACAGACCAGUAACACACCAACAGUAGCUGCAGCAGACAAGGCUGACAGAAAGACAAUGGACAGCGCAGAGAUACCAUCAUUGCUAUACUGUGAAGAACACAAACCUUUGGUGGAUAACAUAAAAAUCAGACGCAGAGCAACACGUUUGGCACGUGUGCAGGACUGCCUCUCCCAAAGGAGGCAGCAAGUACCAAUGGCUUGUUCACAUGACUUAGCCAGUGGCCAGAAACUUUCUCAGCCUUCGUGGGAGGACUCUGCCAGCUUUCUCCAUAAAUGGCAAAAGAAACAAUCCAACGAGAGUCCACAGGUGCUGACCUACCACCAGAUUCCUCUGCUUACACUGGACUGGAACAAUGACAAAGCCCAUCAGUGGGGGACUGCUCACAUGGAUGACCUCUGGACUGGGAGAGCUAAAAUGACCUUGUCAAAAACGUCAGUGGAAAAUAAAGAAGAUACAUCAUCUGUUGAUGAUAUUUGGGAGACCUUUCGUAACGGUACAGAUGAUACCACUGAUAAAGAAACCUCCGUGUGCGAUUCAUGGCAGGCAUUUCUUAAUGGGCGGAGCUGUACAGGCCAUUCUGGUGUUCCAGAGUCAGAAUGGCUCCAGACAGCAGCGUCGGUGUCUCCCUCAAAUGAUAAAGAGCCCAAAACCCAAUGUGCAGCAAGCAGUCAAGAGAAUGAAUUUCAGGUGGGCAUGGAUACACCCACCACCUUACAUGCACACACCUCAGCUGCAUGUCAGCUGCUGUCAGACACUUCAUUGAACACUGAAGGCCACCAGCCAGCGGAGGCAUGUGUCACCAGCCUAAAAGAUGACAACACAGUGACACAAGAUGCCCCCCAAAGGUCAGAGACAAACUCCGUUACAGACACUCCGCGGGAAUUUAGCCUCAAGGGGGCAACGCCUGUGUCCGAGGGCUCUGUUGACAGUUCAACUGAGUGUCACAAGCAUGCGAUCUGGGAGCGAGGAAGAGAAGGAAUAAUAGGAGGAGCAGAAAGAAUAGGAGGAGAUGAGCCCUUCACACCACACACAGCUGACUUAGUAACAAGCUCAGGGGAGUCUGAGACAACAGACAUGACAAUAACGCCAGAGUCUCAGAAUACCAGCACCGUUGAUAGGAUCUCACAGGGAGUAAGGCUGGAUGAGGGUCUUUCUUCCAGCAGGGAAGGGGAGGUUACAGGUAUUGCACACAAUGCGAUGGAUGACACGCUGGCAUUUAGGGAGACAAUCCAACAGGGGACAAAGAACGGGGAGAGGUUUGUCUAUUCCACAUCCAGGCAAGACAUGGAGGAAGGGAUAAUGAAUAACUGUAUGGCAUAUAAAGUAUCUAGAGAAGAGGAGAUAUUUAGGCCACAUAAAACAGAAGAGUGUGAAAUCUCCCAAAGGUAUGCAGAUGAAAAGCAAUGUGAGGAGUUCAGGCUGAACCAAAACAGUGAAAAUCCAUUACAGGAGAAUGAGAGAGAUGAAAAUGAAAUAAGACCUGCACGGUCACAUGCAGAUGAAUUCAAUCCAAACCAAACGUGUGAGGGCAAUUUCAAGCAAAGCCAAAUAAUGGCAAGUGAAUUCAAAUUUGAUGAAUCAGAGAACAAAGAUUUAGCAUCAAAUAGCAAAGGCCUGGAAGUAUUCAAAAAGACAGAGGUGGAACCUUCCCAUUGUACAACAAGCAAAGGAACUAAGAGACUAAUUGGUGCAGAAGCAGAAAUGAUCAAAGUAUUAAAUGAGGACGAAGCUUUACAAUUUAAUUCAUCAGUGCAGACUGGAAACACAUCAAUAAUUUUGAAAGUACAUAAUAAACAGUCAGGUCCAAUCCAAGCAGGGGAAGGGCUGUGCAUUCAGAAAGAGGAAGAGGACUCAACACUGACACAAAAACAGGAGAAUGUUUUUUUGAUAUCUGAAACAAGUGAACAUGUAUUAGUCUCAAGUCAGACAGAGGAAGGAACAUGCUUGAGUUGUGAUGAAAUAAUUGAGGAGAAACAGGAAAUGAACACGUCAGCACAGACAAGACACACAGUGGAAUCAAGGGAUGUGAAAAAGGGCCUCCAAAGUGACCAUGAUACAUUCAGACCUUUUCCAACAGAUACAUGCAACCCAAACCCCGUGGAGGUGGUAGAGAUGAGAUGGACUCAUUCACAGGAGGAUAUAAAGAGUCAAAAAGAGGAUUUAGGGUGUGAAAGAAGCCCAGAAGAAGUUGUGGCGAAGGAGAACAUAGCAAAGAAAGACACUUCAACAGAACUUCAACAGCAACCUGAGACAUUAGAAAGAAUAGAGGAAGAUAUGAGUCAGAGAGACAGAGAUGAGAGGGUGAGUAUUGGAAAGCUGAAAAUAGUAGCAAUGGGGGAGUUGAUGGGUAAUGUGGAGAACCCUCAGGGGGAGAGGAAGAAUGCACCAGCUGAAUUGAAAGAACAAGAGUUGUCAGCAGAAGUUGAGGGUUCUCCAGGUGUUGAACAUGAAAAAUUGUCAGGAGGAACAAAAGACCCUAUUACAGCAGAACAUGCUGUAGUAGCUGAAGUGAUAGAGUCGGGAUUGGAGGAGAUGUUCAUAGAAAGCUUUGGAGAAGAUUUGGUCAGGAGGGUUUGGGAAGAGGUGUUUUGUCGGAGAGUGCAUGCUUCAGAUAGAGACACAAAUAUUGUUGAUGGAAUGGGGGGAAAGCUGUCAGACGUACCCGAUAUUUCACAAGAUUGCCGUCUCCUUGUUCAGAAAGACUUGAAUGAUGCUCGUGAUUCAGGCGUAUUUUCCUUGGCAGAAUUACCAACAGAUCCAAAUUUAAUUCUCUGUCAAGGCCUAGAGCAAACCUUAGUGACUAAGAGCAAUGAAUGCUCCCCAAAAGAAAGAAGUCAGUCAUUCACCACAGCAAAACCCACUCCCUUUCUCUCAGAAUCUCAGACAGAUGCAACUUCAAGUGCUCAUCUCAGUCAAGAGCCAGCUGCGCAGAGUAGGCAGUCAUCAACUGAAUCAGCCCAAAGCUCUCCAGAGAAUCAGGAAAAUUAUACUCAAAUAAAAGAAAUAUCAGUCGACUUUCAGAAGACAGGUAGACAAAAAGAACACUGUGUGGAUUCCCACAAGGAGAGUUUUAAUCACCCAGCCCACCCAUCUCACAAACAUCAGAGUUCCUCCUUUGAGAAAUUAAAAGAGCCCGACAGUCUCAUAUGGUGGAGUAUGAUAUACAUCCUCAGUCACAUCACCAGACUUCUAAUCUGCGCCCUCUUAGUCGCUGGAUUAUUCUUCCUCUUUUUCCUGUAUGAUUUCCCAGCAUUCGUUGCACUCUACAUAUCUUCAUCGUGCUGGUGGUUUUAUAAGUGGCAGAGACAUAGAGUGACGACAAACAAGGGCAUGGUGGGAUAGGCCGAGAGUUAAGAAGUAA